Molecule: messenger RNA, 978 nt
Organism: Closterium sp. Naga37s-1
Lineage: Eukaryota; Viridiplantae; Streptophyta; Zygnematophyceae; Desmidiales; Closteriaceae
Source: the annotation of a GenBank genome assembly
AUGGCGACGACGUCGUCGUCCCGUUCGCCGCUGCUCGCGUUUCUCGUCGUCGCUGUACUCGUUUCCGCAUCCGCGUCUAGCGCGUACGCGCAGUACUCGGGGAAGUUCGCCGUACGCGCUAUAGAGAACGCGCUGAGGAAGAAGCGGCUGACGACGGCCAUCACGUACUUAAGAAAAAGCGGUUUCAACAAUACUCUUGCGGAGAAGCUGCCCAAGAGCAAGUAUACGUUUCUGGUGCCAAUCAACAGCGGGUGGAACAAAAUGAGCGCCUGGGCGCGCGGGCAGAUCCGAAGCAACAACACGCGGCUCUGGCAAAUAUUCGCUUACCAUUUUGUCGCGGAGCGGUACACCAAAGUGCAGCUUGCUUGGUAUCCGCCUGGAACACAGUUGCCAACAGGGAUGAAAAAACAGUUCAUCCGCCGCCUGCCCACUAAGGACCCCCAGCUCAACGGUCCGGUGGUGCUCCUCGCGGUGUUGCUGCUCGGCGCCCUCGUCGCGACACGCGCUCAGUACUCUCCGGCGAACGCCCUGAAACAAAUCGAGGCUGCUCUUAAGAGGAAGAAAAUGACGACGACGAUUACGUACAUGAGGGAAUGCGGAUUCAACGACACUCUAGUAGAGAAGCUGCCUACAUCGCACGCGACGCUGCUCCUGCCGAUGAACACAGGGUGGAACAAGCUCAGCGCGUACACGCGCAACCUGAUUCGCAAGGACCCCGCGAAGAUGUGGCAGGUGUUCGCGUACCACAUGCUGGCGGGCCGUUACAUGUACAAGCAGCUCGUGAAAAUUCCCUACAACACACUGAUUGUGACUGGCCAUGGGGACUUCAAGGUCAGGCGGUUCCCAACAAAGCUCGCUCAAUUUGGAAAACCGGGCACGCAUGGUGGCGCAUAUGUCAAGGUGAACAAUGUGUAUCAAGACCCCCACGUGGCAAUCCAUGGGGUCAACAACGUUAUGAUUCCCACAUUCACUGAAUAG